GUGAAUUGAAUGCGACCAAAACCCCACCUCCUUCCCCCCUUCCCUCCCCACCCCUGUCUCUCUCUAGCGCUCUCUCUCUCUCUCUCUCUCUCUAGCUUUGCCCUACAAAUAUGCCAAUGCUCCUCAAUUUCAAUCCCAACUUGUUCUUUGCACCCAACUUUUUCUACCCAAAGUUGGUCUUGCUUUGAAAACUCAAAAGAUCUGUGCGGGUUGAAAGAAGAAAAAAAACCCAACUCCUCUUUCAUUGACCCAUUCUCCUCCCCUUUGAAUUUUUACCCAGAAGAAAUUUCAGUUGGCCGUUGAAGAUACAUAGCCCAAAAUCUGGUUCUUUUUUGGUUUUCUAACUAAAAAAUUCGAUCUUUUGAUCUAUUGAUUUCCAGAUUCAGGUGUAAUCUUGGAUUUGAGGAAUAUAUAUUUCCAUGGGAGAAGCUCCAGCUCUCUUUGUAGAUCUGCUUAGUGAAUGCACCAAUGGGUUUGCAUUGAAAUCCAAAGGCUCACAAACGACCACCAUAGUCAGUGAUAAAACGUAUUUGAUUGGUGGCACUGAUGAUGAAUCAACAUCAACAAUUGAAGUUCAGAUCCUCGACAGAUCUACGGGGCAGUUGAUCGUUCCAAAGGUGCUGGGAACAAAGCCAAAGCAAUGUAAGGGACAUUCAGCUGUGCUUUUAAAUGAAGACCGGAUACUGAUUGUUAAGGGGGAUUCAUCUCCUGAUGAUUGCACUUGGUUUCUUGAGGUGGACACCAAAUUCGUUAAGCAGCAGAGGGAAAGUUUGGAAACUGAGGUGGUCGCGUGGAGUAAGGGAAUAAGAGGUGAAGCUGAGAAGCCCAUUGUUAUCAGUGGUCCUUCCGGUGUGGGUAAGGGUACACUAAUAGCCAAACUAAUGAAGGAGUUUCCAUCUAUGUUUGGAUUCUCUGUGAGCCACACAACCCGUGCUCCAAGGGAGAAGGAAAAAGACGGGUUUCAUUACCAUUUCACUGACCGAAGUGUUAUGGAAAAAGCGAUAAAAGAUGGGAAGUUCCUUGAGUUUGCUGCUGUUCAUGGAAACUUGUAUGGAACAAGUAUUGAAGCUGUUGAGGUGGUUGCAGAUGAAGGCAAGAGAUGCAUCCUUGACAUUGAUGUCCAAGGGGCACGGUCUGUGAGGGCUAGUACUCUUGAAGCCAUUUUUAUCUUUAUCUGCCCUCCAUCAUUUGAUGAGCUUGAGAAGCGCCUUCGUGAAAGAGGAACUGAGACAGAAGAGCAGAUCCAGAAGAGACUCCGAAAUGCUAAGGCAGAGCUUGAGCAAGGACAAUCGGGAGGCAUUUUUGACCAUAUCUUGGUCAACAAUGACCUCGAGGCUUGUUAUGAGAGUCUUAAGAAACUCUUGGGUCUCGAGGGAAUUGUUAGCACUACCCCUAAAUCAUUGUCUGAACUUGUAGAUCUUCCUGCGGUUCAUUCAGUGUGGAAGAUUGAUCAGAAAAUCCUUAUAAACUGCCGACCGGCAGAAGUUGAAAAGGCUUCAAAACAGUUGUUUGUACUCGAUGUAUCUACGCUUAAAGGAGGGGCACCGGGACGGACAAGAGGACUAAACUUGUAUGCCGUAGACACAUUUGCAAACGGCGUAGAUGGAAUGAAGCAGCUGUGAGAUAAUGGCGAUAAUGGCUCUACUCCCUACUUAACUCGUUAACGUGGUCCGUUGAAAUUCGACAUUUUUAUGACUUAACAAUAGAGGUAUGAACUAUAGAUGGGAUGUUUCAAAACCAUUGUUGUUCCCUUUUUCCUGCAUUCGUUGUUCUUAGACUCGGGAUGAUUUGGAGAACUAUACAUUCAAAGAAUUAUUUCCCUUUACGUGAGAAAUGAUCUGAUUCAUGAGACAUAUGACGGUACUUGUACGACAGUUUUUCGUACAUGGAAAAAGUAGUUAUUUCGUUUCUCC
This is a messenger RNA of Rhododendron vialii, 1913 nucleotides long. Its product is annotated as guanylate kinase 2-like. The record is from RefSeq and is a predicted model, not a curated record. Bases 420 to 1622 code for a protein of 400 amino acids. Gene Ontology annotation, cellular component: cytosol. Lineage: Eukaryota; Viridiplantae; Streptophyta; Magnoliopsida; Ericales; Ericaceae. Gene Ontology annotation, biological process: purine nucleotide metabolic process. The transcript has 11 exons. Gene Ontology annotation, molecular function: protein binding; GMP kinase activity.